Gasterosteus aculeatus aculeatus (three-spined stickleback) is the source of this 1243-nucleotide messenger RNA. RefSeq lists its product as uncharacterized. Lineage: Eukaryota; Metazoa; Chordata; Actinopteri; Perciformes; Gasterosteidae. The record is from RefSeq and is a predicted model, not a curated record.
UGCCUCCCUUUCACAAUGCGGCCACUCGCAUGCAGGAUGGCGGCGGCGCUGGUCCACGCGCUGACGAGGCUGCUGCUCUUUGCUGUCGUGGCGACAGGCGCCAAUGGAGGACGCGGUCGGGCUGAAGGGGCUCAUGAGAUUACCGUUCCGUGUGGGGAGCGAGUGUGCUUGCACACGUGGAAGCUCAAAGCGAGCCGCUUGGCGGUUGUGGCGGCCGCACCACAGGACGGGGACCCAGAAUGCGUCGUGGAAAUCACAGACUCCACAGCCCCAAAACUUUAUUGCUGCUCAGGUGACUCUACUAGUGAGUCAUGUCGAGAUGAAAGCCGUUCGGCCUCGCCCCAGUGGGACCUCGUCCCUGGGAAGACGCUGUCCCUGCAGUGUCUCCUCCUCCGCCCGCAUCUCCGCCAGGUCAGACUGACGUGGGUGGAUGAAGCCGGCGCCGAGGUGCGGGAGGACUCGCGGCAUCGGGUCCAACGGGCGUCCGAUUGCAACGUCACCCUGACCGUCACCUCGCAAGGUCCCGGAGACGAGAGGUUGAGGUGCCGGGCGACUGCGGGCGGAGAGGCCACGGCUUCAUCGCUGUUGUGGGUCCGAGUCCCAGUUCUUAAGGGGAACGGAAGAGGUGUCAACAUACCAGAUCCUGGGAAUCAAGGCGGCGGCCGGGACGUGGUCGGCGGCGCCGUGGGCGCCGGGACGGGGGCGUGUGUGGUUUUGGCCGCGUCGGUUACACUGUUGGUCGUGAAGAGAAGAAGAACAAGGAACCGGCGGCCGGAUGGGUCUCACCACACGACCAGCAUCAACAACGCGGGGGACGCAGACGACGUGGUCUACGCUGACAUGGUUCUUCCCGUCGUCGGCGACCCAGCCAGGGUCCCCGAGCGCGAGUCGACGGAGUACGCCAGCGUCAGAUACACAUAGUCUGCAUUGUGUCACUCCUUUGUGUGCGGGUAACAACUGUGUCCACAUAAAACAUCUAAACUGUUGCAGUAGUUGCUAAAUAUCACGCGCCCCGCCCUUUGACUCGGCUAUUUCGCAACAGAAAGACGUUCAUUUGGACCGUCGACAUCAACGUGGGUGACUUCUCUUUAUUGACGGCGACUUAAUGCGCCGAAGUGCUUCUUGAUUGUGAAUAUUUGUGAGGUUGUUCUCCCUCAAAACCGCAUUAAUUGUUGUUUUUAAUGAUCAAAAAAACAUGCCUUCAAAUCUAAAAUAAAUGUAAAGAUGACAACCGUGGCAAUUA